GAGGCUGGUGUGACCAGCCAGCAGCUGAUGCCAAGUGCCUCCUGUCUCUGCAGGACUGACAGCAGGACCUUGGUCCUGAAAAACAACACCCUACUGCCCAUGGCCUGGCAGCUCAGUGGGCUGGAUGACCUUGUUGAGGACUUCUCCUUGUCCCAAGAUAACGGCACCAUUGAUCCUGGCUCAGAGAUUGAAGUGACAGUGGAUUUCAAGGCCCAGCAGAUUGGCAGCAUUGAGAAAACCCUCCGACUGGAGGUUUCAGAUACAGAAAACAUCCUGGGGAUUGUUCAGGCUGAAAACAUCAUAAUCUCUGCAGAAGUCUAUGAUGUUUUCCUGAGCAUGGACCUGCCUGAAGGUCCAGAUGGAGGCUUGGAAUUUGGAACCAUUAAUGUCCUGGAUAAUGUGAAGAACGUCCUGACUCUGAAGAACAAAGGGGUGUACAACAUCGAGUACAGGUGAGUCCAGCUGCCUGGUGGUGAGC
Messenger RNA from Parus major (Great Tit), 478 nucleotides. RefSeq names its product hydrocephalus-inducing protein-like. The coding region runs from base 28 to 456 and encodes 142 amino acids. Gene Ontology annotation, biological process: axonemal central apparatus assembly; cilium movement. Lineage: Eukaryota; Metazoa; Chordata; Aves; Passeriformes; Paridae. The record is from RefSeq and is a predicted model, not a curated record. The transcript has 3 exons. Gene Ontology annotation, cellular component: axoneme.